GGAGCAAGCUGUGACGCUGCCAGCGCACCAAUUUAGCUUGUUACGGCUGAUGGGACGGGUGAGCGCACCAACGGGACAAACGCAUGAGGUCGUGGAGAAUUGCCUACUUGGUCAGAAAAGUGACCUGUAUUACUUUGCAAAGAGGGAAGAGGCACUUCCAUGUACAGUGCAGCAAGUCUGAGUGCAUUGAGUGCACUUGCUGCUGGCGCAGCUCUUUGGGAACUUUGAGGUGGCCAACACUUGUUUGUACUCACAGACACCGGUCCUUGGUCGUCACUUGCGACGGCGAGAUUGGCCCAGCAUGGGUGACAGUAGCUAUGGCCUCUUCAUAGACACCAGCGGUCUGAGCUCGCAAGAAUAUCUCCUGAUAGCUCGUGAGGAUGAAGAGAAGCCAGGGCUGAAGCGUGUGGUCGUAAUCCUGAGCGUCCCCGAAAACAAGUUCCCUGAAUGGCUCUCCCCCUUCUACAACCUGCUACUGGAGAAGGCAUAUGCCGCUUUGGUGAGCUGCUUGAAUCGGCCCGGUGUUUCUUUGAUGCGGUCCAUCGACGCCCAGUUCUACACCGUUCUUGGGCUUCGCUGCUUCAAUCGUGGACUGCCCUUGUUGCCAGAGAGAGUCUCCGAUACGCCCGGGGCAGUGUCCGGCUUGAUGCAGCAUCCACUUGUUUGGAAGCCAUUUCAAGUGGAGGACGCAGAUGGCAAGUUUCGUCUUGCUGCAUAUUUGCGAUGCCUUCUACGGCGGCUGGGUAUGCAGAUUCAGAUCUAUCAGACUUAUGAGGGACGAGCAUUGGUGCCCUACCAGUGUGUCGUGCAAACGCAGCAAUGGCAAGGAAUUCGGAAGCUGCUGUUGGAAGCGCUCGCUCUGCAGAGGACUGCCUAUCGACGUCUCCAUGGUGGCUCCACAGCACCUGCGUUGGUGGAGCAUGCCAAAGUGCGGACCCUUGCGAUGGAUCCAGCGGACCGUGUUGCCACCUCCGUGUGUGUGCCGAAGUGGGUGGUGCGCAACACCUUUUGGGAGCUGGACGAAGACGCGGCCAGCGUGGAGAUGAAACGAUGCCGAUCAGCUGGGCCGAUGACCAUCUCUGACAUUGAGUGUGGCCGCGCAUUUUGAUGGGAACCCUAUAGGCUUGGUAUGGCUUAAGGCGUGGUUUAUUGGUUUGUCCCAGGGGUUCCCAUCGCACAUGCGUGUGGCAUGCCGUCCACCUGCCUUAGGCCACCAGGCAGAACACUUGUAAAGCGCACCCUUUUCAUCAGACCGCCCGGGCUGAAGACCUUUGGGCUCGUUUGGAUGGAGGGAUGUAAUUUUUUCGCUGCCUGAACCGCCACGCUAUACAGCCCUCCAUGUGCGUCUUCGCAUGAGGUGGCAGGGUGGACCACUGUACAGCACCAGCUGUUGAUGGAAGAUGAUGGAAGCUUGGAC
Durusdinium trenchii is the source of this 1417-nucleotide messenger RNA. Lineage: Eukaryota; Dinophyceae; Suessiales; Symbiodiniaceae. The record is from the annotation of a GenBank genome assembly.